AUGACGACUAUUAAAGAGGAGACGCUUGAUCGUUUACUGCGUGAAAACAGACGGAUUCAGUCAUAUGUUCGCUCUUUGAUUGAGGCGAUUGAGGUUCGCCGUGUGCUCACAGAUAAUGUUCUUUUUGCAUUAAUGCGGAGAGAAGCUGCACAGCGGCAGCCUAACCGAAAAGAACUUCUUCGGGCUGACGUGGACCUAUGGUUUAAAUUUUGCUGUGGUUCCCAGAUGUAUGCGCCUGCUUCCCUUAUGCGGCCGCCAUGGUAUUGUCAUGCAUUUGCACCCAACUUUCGCUGGAGCCAUCGAGCGAAAAGGUUGAUGAAGAGACAGGUGGAGCUCCUGGGUUUAGACAAUUGGGAGGAGGGCAAUUCUGCGCAGUGGCAGGUUGUGGCGAAUGCCGUCAACUACGACUCGAGUUCUACUCGGAGCGUAGACGGUUUUCAAUGUUUUCUGCAGUAUUAUCAGGAAGUGAUAGCUUCGCCGGACCCCUUCUCGUCCACGGAGGAUAACCUCAUCGACAUGCAUGACCCGGUAAGCGGUCGAUGGGGCAAACUUGUGGAUGACAUUCUUCAGCGCAUUGGCUGUCGUCGUACGGUGUUUCAGGUUGCGGAGAGGUAUCGCAAACUUAAACGUGAACUUUACGAGUACAACUGUCUUCUUUACAAUACCGAUUGGGUAAAAAUAGAGGCACUUUUGCGGAGCAAUGCCACUCCCGAGGCGGAACUUUUUUUAGAGUGUUCAUGUAGGCUGAAUAUGGGUCGCAAAAUCCCUUGGCUGACGGAGGAUUCUAUCCGUAGGACUUUUAUGUGGUAUCAAGCAACACGUGUUAGCGGAGACGCUCUUAUGCUACGAAACAUUUACGCUGUGCUUCUAAGUAAUGGGGACUACUUUUCUUCCAGGGAGGCCAGAGAAAUUGGGGUGCGUCUCCUAGGGUGUGACCCGCUAGAUUUACGCGAGGCAAUUGCUCGGGCAAGGUGGCGGUAUGCACAGAUUUCGGAGGAAGUGGCGGCUGCACGUCUUUCGUCAUCGGUACCAGAAAUCAAAGAGCGUGUCCUUGCGAAGGUGUUGCGUUGGCAUGACAGUGUCUAUGCUUCAGAUUUCUUUCGUUUAUCGAUUAAUUUGUUUGGCCAGCGAGAUGGUGCUCUGGCGUGCUUUCGUAUCUCACGGGAUUACGAGCGACGUCGCAGGAAGACGGCACCGCACGGUCGUCUCCAGCUGUUGUAG
This is a messenger RNA of Trypanosoma cruzi, 1221 nucleotides long. RefSeq lists its product as uncharacterized. Bases 1 to 1221 code for a protein of 406 amino acids. NCBI's taxonomy places the organism in Eukaryota, Euglenozoa, Kinetoplastea, Trypanosomatida, Trypanosomatidae. The record is from RefSeq and is a predicted model, not a curated record. The transcript has a single exon.